Messenger RNA from Electrophorus electricus (electric eel), 4318 nucleotides. RefSeq names its product phosphoribosylaminoimidazole carboxylase, phosphoribosylaminoimidazole succinocarboxamide synthetase (gene paics). Gene Ontology annotation, cellular component: cytosol. Lineage: Eukaryota; Metazoa; Chordata; Actinopteri; Gymnotiformes; Gymnotidae. Gene Ontology annotation, biological process: 'de novo' IMP biosynthetic process. Gene Ontology annotation, molecular function: phosphoribosylaminoimidazolesuccinocarboxamide synthase activity. The record is from RefSeq and is a predicted model, not a curated record.
GUCAGCCACUGGAGAGGGGAGGAGGUGAAAGCCCUGCUCGUGGUGUGGAGGGAGAGAGAGGCCUGGGAUGAGACAGAGAGCAGGGCCAAGUACGAGGCCAUCUCAAGCCGGCUGAGGGACUUCGGUGUGUGCAGGGACUGGCUCAGCUGCCAGACACAGAGCAGAUCGAUGGCUCUACCCGACUGGAGGCCUCCACCACCAAGAUCACAGCCGGCCUACAGCCCUAUGGCUCAGACCCAGGCGGAUUGCAGGCCCACACAGAGGCCUUACGAUGUGGAAGAAGAAGACCGCAUUCCUGCCCACAGGACAGAGGAAGCCGCUUCCAUGAGCGGUUUUCAGGAGGGGAGUGGAGACCACCACUUCAUUCCCCUCUCAGGCAUGGAGGGUGGGAGACACUGGUCCGAUAAAGAGAUCCGGGCUCUACUCAGCGUCUGGGCCGACCGGGAGGUCCAGGUGCGGCUGCAGAGCACCCAUCGUAACAAGGCCAUCUUCCAGGAGAUGGCCCGGCGUCUGGAGCUGCAGCACGGCGUGGUUCGAGACUGGAGGCAGUGCCGCACCAAAUACAAGAAUCUCAAAUAUGACUACAAAGUCAGCAAGAGCCAAGGCCGGGCCAUGCGCUUCUUUGCGGAGGUGGACGCCAUACUGCAGGGCAAGGACAUCGAGGACGGCCCAGACGAUGAGGAAGAUUCGCCCAGAAAAGGACCAGAGGGAGACCAUACAGCUGGGAGGAGAGAAUCUGGAGAAGACCACUACAUCAAGAUUGAUGACGAUGAAAGUCUGGCAGGUAUGCAGACAAUAAUAAACAGCGGAUCUCCACCUGUCAUAUCGUUAGAUAUAGGUUCAACCAUAUCGCCAGGUGGUAGAACACCACUUGAUGAGGCAAACGUGAUCACAGUCCAUGACUCGGGCCGGAACUGGUCCGAGGAGGAGGUGGCGGCACUGCUCAACAUCUGGGCGGAGGAGGGGAUCCAGCAGCAGCUACAGGGCUCGACCCGAAACAAAGAUGUGUUUGUGCAAAUAUCACGCCGGCUUCUGCAGCAGGGCGUGGAGAGGGACUGGAAACAGUGUCGCACCAAAUACAAGAACCUGAAAUAUCUCUAUCGCUCCCUGCAGAGGGGCAAGGCCGAUAUCGGAGACACGCGUCGCAUCAUGAAGUUUUACGACCAGCUGGACAGUAUUUUGUCAAGGCCCUAUAGAGGUCUCUACAGGAACUCUGGGAUGAUCAGUCCUACCAUGUUUGAGGAGCAUUCCAUUGGUGAAAUGCCUGCACAGGAGGACUGUGACCUGAUUGCUGUAGGAUAUGAACAGCAGACCAUGGACAAUGUCAUUCUGAGGAGGUCUCCUGGCAUUACCACUAGAGCUUUUCAGAAUCAGGGAAGAACAGACACCAUUUUAAGAAGGUCAGAGGAGGUUGCCGAAGUGGAAUAUGAAACAGGGGCUCGAGUGGAUGGCAUUUCAGUAAGGCCGAAUGACAGCGCUCAGACAAGCUAUGAGGAACGACCUUUGUCCAGUCGCUCUGGUACAACUGCGACACAUGAAGGAGGUCGGGAAUACAAACUCAACAUGGAGGACAGCGAGAUCACAUUCAUGGAGAGGGAGCAUGCCAUGUCAAGCAGAGGAAGGAAGCGGAAAGCCCCAGAUGAAGAUUAUACUCUGAUCUGUAAAAGAUUUCAGCAGAGUAUUGAUGAUGGAGACAGCAGCACAGAUUGUUCGGAAAACCUUGACUAUCGAUGCAAAGAGGAACAGGAUCAAUACAUUCCAAUCAUGGAAAUCACCUCUGUAUGUUCAAUGGCGUCAAAUGCACCAGCAACCGAAAACCUGGAUAAAAGGGUUUCGACCGAAAUGGCGUCGGUGUCAGAUCUAAAACUCGGCAAAAAACUUAAUGAGGGCAAGACCAAGCAAAUCUUUGAGCUGCUGGACGAACCGGGUCAUGUUUUGGUCCAGUCCAAAGACCAGAUUACGGCGGGCAACGCGGUGCGGAAGGACCAGAUGGAAGGCAAGGCCGCGAUUGCGAACAAAACCACCAGCUGCGUGUUCAGGCUUCUGCAGGAUGCCGGCAUUAAAACCGCUUUUGUGAGGCAGCAUUCUGAGACUGCGUUUGUUGCCAGCCAAUGCGAGAUGAUCCCUAUCGAGUGGGUCUGCAGACGCAUUGCCACGGGCUCCUUCCUCAAGAGGAACCCAGGGGUCAAAGAAGGCUACCGCUUCUCACCGCUGAAGACUGAGAUGUUCUUCAAGGAUGAUGCCAAUAAUGACCCGCAGUGGUCCGAGGAGCAGCUGCUGGUGGCUGGCUUGGAACCCGCUGAUCUGACCAUUGGCCGCUGUGAAGUGGACAUUAUGAACAAAAGCACGGUGGCUAUCUUUGAGAUCUUGGAGAAAGCAUGGGCCACCCAGAACUGCACGCUGGUGGACAUGAAGAUCGAGUUUGGCGUGAACGUGUCCACCAAGGAAGUUGUGUUGGCUGACGUGAUUGACAACGAUUCAUGGAGAUUGUGGCCGGCUGGAGAUCGCAGCCAACAGAAAGACAAGCAGGUGUACCGUGACCUGAAGGAGGUCACACCUGAAGCAAUGCAGAUGGUGAAGAGGAACUUUGAGUGGGUGUCUGAACAAGUAAAGUUGCUACUGGAGCCCCAGACAGUUGGGAGAGUUGUAGUUCUGAUGGGCUCAACCUCGGACAUGGCUCACUGUGAGAGGAUCCGCAAAGCUUGCAGCUCUUACGGAAUCCCCUGCAACCUGCGAGUCACCUCUGCACAUAAAGGUCCGGAUGAGACGCUCCGCAUCAAAGCAGAAUAUGAGGGCGAUGGCAUGCCAACUGUUUUUGUAGCAGUUGCAGGGAGGAGUAAUGGUUUGGGCCCGGUGAUGUCGGGAAACACAGCAUACCCUGUGAUUAACUGCCCCCCUGUUACACCUGACUGGGGCGCUCAGGAUAUCUGGUCAUCUCUUCGUAUGCCUAGUGGUUUGGGCUGCUCCACAGUCCUGUCCCCAGAUGCUGCUGCCCAGCAUGCUGCUCAGAUCCUGGGCCUGACUAACCAUCUGGUCUGGGCCAAACUUCGUGCUUCCAUGCUUAACACCUGGAUCUCACUGAAGCAGGCUGACAAGAAGCUUCAGCAUUGUAGCCUCUGAACAACCAGAAGUUGUGUUGAUGCUGAUGCAUCCAUGACAUGUCUACACGCAGCAGUCCUUUCCUGCUGAUGGAAGCUUCUAAACUAAUGCAGAGUGCCUUUUUUGCUGCAAUAUCUCUUCUGAACGUGCCAAUAAUAAACGGAUUAAUGGAAAACCUUUCCUUGGACCUUUGAUAUACAAUAAUCACAAGGUUAAAGCAAUGGUUUGUCAACACAAAAUUGUGCAGUAUUUAGCUUGCUUAAAGUCUAGGUGGUUGGCUGGAUUCUAAUUUUAAUUUUAAUUUUGCUGUCUGUUUUUCAUCAUUUCUCUUUUUCCACUUGCCAGGCUAAUCUCGCUAGCAAAAAUCAGAAGUUGUCAUUUUCUGUAAACGCAUGCCCAAAUCUGCACACUUACCUUUCACCGCAUUCAGUGCUUAAAUUGUCACACGGACUAGACUAUGGUGUGACAGACUGACUGUUAUUUAAACAGUGGGUGGAGUUCCACUGGAAUGUCAACAUGUAGAUCCAUGCUGUUGUACAAAAUUAGUUUUAACAAUCAACAAAUGGCUUACGGUUGCUUGAAACAGAUAUAGCGAGAUUCGUACCUGUGUCUGAAUGUUUCAAAAUAUCGGUUAGCUGCUUUACCUUCUGGGUCCAGUGCAAAACUAAGAAAAGGUAUGUGUAGAUGCCAAACAUAUCUGGACCCAUCACCAUUAGGGCAAGAUUAAAACGUUGUUUUUUUGGGGUGUUUUUUUUUAAAUUACCAUUAUUUGUGGGGGCUCACUUAAAGUUAUGGGUAUUCUCCAUGUAUUCAAAUAAUUGUGCAUAUCUGAGGCAAGGGGAAUGUCUUUAAUGAAGACUCAAGGUACAGACAUGAGCCUGAAGACUCUUACCUGUAACGUCUCAAUAUCAGUUUCUCAUCAAAUACUUUCUGUGGUACAUAAACAGUACUGGAGAAAGUAUUUGCUUCUGAAGAUUGUCAUCUUUAUUAAACAUAGUACUGUUUAUCUCGAUUGUUAAUGUAAUUUAGUUUCUAUUUUUAAUCAUUGAUUACAUUUAGGAAUAACUGCAGAUUUGUCCCUGUUGAGAUGAAAAGAAACCCCCAAAUAUCUACUUUUUGUGAUUGACAUUUUGUCCUAUAGUAACAUGUAUUGCUUGUUAUUAAAUUAUUAAUUACUUGUUCAAAUGUAAAGUCAUAUUAAACACCAGUAGUGCCUUUA